GAGGAAUGCAUGAAUGACUGGGAGAGUUGGGACUGGAAUGGGGGUCCUUCCUUUCCCUGGGAGUCGGGUGGCAGAUAAAUUUAAUAAAUUAUAAGUUUAAUAAAUUAUUAUGGUUGGUUUUGCACAGUCAGCCAGUUAAAUUCGGCCUGUAUUUGGCAUUUUUACCCAAUUAUGGAGACCUUCCCAAGGACCUGGGAUAGGCAGAUGUGGAUAUUUGGUGGUGUUUAAAGGUAUUGGCGCAGGAUGUAAGCUGCUCCCAAGCUGCCUUUUGCAAUUGACUGAUGGGGAUUUCGUCAAUGCUGUUGGUGUUCAAGUGCUGCUCCAUUGUGUUGGGAUUGCACCAAGGGCGCCCUAUUAUUAUUUCUACUACUUUUGCUUUCUUUUGCCAGGAUCAUUCUCCUUCAAUUUGCAGAUCAGGUCGGAACUAGAACUCUCCGACUCCUGGCGAUUGACCCAAAGUCAUCCAGUUGGCUUUCAUGCCUAAGCAACCCUGUCAGAUCGCUUAGGUCAGCGGUUCUCAACCUGUGGGUCGCGACCCCGUUGGGGGGUCGAAUGACGAUUUGCCAGAGGUCGCCUAAGACCAUCGAAAAUAUGGGAAGUAUACUUGCGAGUCGAAGAAUCGCGAAUCGCGCUCCAAUGGGUCUGGAUGGGGACGAACAGACUUCGACUCAACCCAUCCAAGACGGAGUGGCUGUGGAUGCCGGCGUCCCGGUACAGUCAGCUAGUUCCGUCGCUGACUGUGGGGGGCGAGUCACUGGCCCCCAGGGAGUUGGUUCGCAGCUUAGGCGUUCUCCUGGAUGCACGGCUGUCGUUGGAAGAACACUUGACGGCCGUUGCCAGGGGAGCUUUUUAUCAGGUUCGCCUGAUCCGCCAACUGCGUCCCUUCCUGGACCGGGAUUCGUUAUGCACGGUCACUCAUGCCCUCGUUACUUCCCGCCUGGAUUACUGCAAUGCUCUCUACAUGGGGCUCCCCUUAAAGAGCACCAGGAGACUUCAACUGGUACAGAAUGCGGCUGCGCGGGGGAUAGAGGGAGCGUCUCGGAGCUUCCAUAUAACACCUCUCCUACGCAAGCUGCACUGGUUGCCAGUGGUCUUCUGCGUGCAAUUCAAGGUGUUGGUGAUCACCUUUAAAGCGCUCCAUGGCAUAGGACCAGGUUACUUACGGGACCGCCUACUGCCGCCAAUAGCCUCCCAUCGACCUGUGCGCUCUCACAGGGAGGGUCUCCUCGGGGUGCCGUCAGCUAAACAAUGUCGGCUGGCGGGCCCCAGGGGAAGAGCCUUCUCUGUUGGGGCACCUACCCUAUGGAACGAACUGCCUCUGGGGCUACGCCUUCUUUCCGACCUCCGGGCCUUUAAGCGCGAGCUCAAGACUUUUUUGUUUCAACGAGCAGGGUUGGCCUAAGAGUAAUUUUUAAUUGAGUGGUUUUAUUUCUUGUUAUUUUAAUAUUCGGCCUUAUGGUUUCAGAUUUUUAAAUUUCAAAUAUUGUGUUUUAAUUUUUGUAUAUGUCUUUUUAACUUGGCUGUAAACCGCCCUGAG
Molecule: messenger RNA, 1537 nt
Organism: Ahaetulla prasina
Lineage: Eukaryota; Metazoa; Chordata; Lepidosauria; Squamata; Colubridae
Exons: 2
Coding region: 647-1402 (251 amino acids)
Source: RefSeq, a predicted model, not a curated record